AGAUGGAAGUCCAUCUGCAAGAAAACUUUUCAUCCUUUGGAAUCCUGCUUUGCGACCAAAAACUAUAUUCAAUAAAACUCGGUUUUCUAUGAAUAAUGAUGAGUUGGCAGAUGAAAGUACAAAUUUUGUUCGUUCAAGCCCAAUCGUGGAUGUUGCACGCCUUCUUGCUGAAAUGGUUCAGCAUGGUCUUCGCUGCAUUGCAUUUUGUAAAUCACGGAAGCUUUGUGAGCUUGUUUUAUCCUAUGCACGUGAGAUUCUUCAUGAGACAGCCCCGCAUCUUCUGGAUUCCAUAUGUGCAUAUCGUGGUGGCUACAUUGCAGAGGAAAGAAGAAAAAUAGAGAGUGCUUUAUUUGGUGUAUUGCAAGUUUGUGGCAACAAGCUGAAAACUUUUGAAAGACCAAUCGAAUGCUGUCAUAUUGAUACUCAAAACAAGCGGGUUCUUGAACAGCAUUUGGUCUGUGCAGCUCAUGAACACCCUCUGAGUGUGCAGUAUGAUGAGCAGUAUUUUGGUGCUUGCUUAGAGAGUGUUUUGAAUUCUCUAAAAGAUAGAGGAUACUUAUGUCCUGAUCUGUCUGAUUCUUCUAGAAUUUGGAACUACAUUGGUCCUGAGAAAUUACCUUCGCAAGCAGUCAAUAUCCGAGCAAUAGAAACUGUUAGAUACAGUGUCAUAGAUCAGAAAAAGAAUGAAGUCCUAGAAGAGAUAGAGGAAAGCAAGGCUUUCUUUCAGGUAUACGAAGGUGCAGUGUACUUGCACCAGGGGAGAACCUAUUUGGUUGAAAAAUUAGAUCUAUCUACCAAAACUGCUUUCUGUAAAGAGGCUGAUCUGAAGUAUUAUACAAAGACUCGAGAUUACACCGAUAUCCAUGUCAUUGGGGGUAAUAUUGCUUAUCCAGUAAUUGAUUCCAUCAUGUUUCCAAAAACAAAUGUGCGUGCUAAUGUAUGCCAAGUGACAACUACGUGGUUUGGAUUUUAUCGUAUUCGGAAAGGAAGCAAUCAAAUCAUUGAUGCUGUUGAUCUAGCACUUCCUCAGUACUCAUAUGAGUCACAGGCAGUCUGGGUGCCUGUGCCACAAUCAAUAAAAGAAGCAGUGGUCAAGCAAAAUUAUGAUUUCCGUGGAGGUUUGCAUGCCGCUUCUCAUGCUGUUUUACACGUGGUGCCUUUACAUAUAAUGUGCAACUUGUCUGAUUUGGCUCCUGAGUGUCCGAAUCCUCAUGACAGCCGAUAUUAUCCUGAAAGAAUCUUGAUAUAUGAUCAACAUCCUGGAGGGUCUGGAAUAUCAGUACAGGCUCAACCUUACUUCACAAAGUUUCUGGCAGCUGCUCUAGAAGUGCUGACAUGUUGCCGCUGUUCGGCUGAAGUAGGUUGCCCUAAUUGUAUUCAGAGCUUUGCUUGUCACGAGUAUAACGAGGUUUUGCACAAGGAUGCGGCCAUUAUGAUCAUCAAGGGUAUUCUGGAUGCAGAGAACUAG
This is a messenger RNA of Vicia faba (fava bean), 1468 nucleotides long. The record is from the annotation of a GenBank genome assembly. Lineage: Eukaryota; Viridiplantae; Streptophyta; Magnoliopsida; Fabales; Fabaceae.